UCUUAAGUGUAAAUUGCUCGAUCGCCUUUGCUCGAGAAAAUUUCGUUAAACCCAAAAACCAAAACAACCAAAAAUGAAAUUCUUUAUUCUGCUGGCCUUGGCCCUUGUGGGCUUUGCUGCUGGAGCCCAGCUGCCCGACUCCGCCACCCAGGGACCCAAUCCCCAGGACAUUGCCACUCCGGAGCCGGAGUACAUUGACAUUGAUGAGCCCGCACCGGCGGCAGCUGCUCCUGCCCCUCGUCCUGUGGCCGCUGCUCCUCGUCCCGUCUUCGCCGCCCCCGCUCCUCUGGCUCGUCCUGUGGCCCGUCCCGUGGCCCAGUCUUUCAUCCAGCAGCCCGUCCAGCAGCAGAUCGUCCAGAGGGCACAGUACCUGGCCCCGGUUGCCCAGCAGCAGGUGGUGGUGCCACAGCCGCAACAGCUGGUGGGACACACCUUCAGCAGCAGGGCCGGCUACCAGUACCGCCGUCCAGUCUAUCAUUAACAAAUACCCAAAUCAAAACGCACACAUUAUCACGCACUGAUUCCCACUAUCGAACUAUCCAACUAUCCAACUACCAAACUAUCGAACUAUUUAAACUAUCUUAUAACUAGAACGAAACCAUCAAAGAAACGACCUACAAGAACAAGACAAGAUCAAAAGCAUAAAGAGCGAAGUACAAAGAGACAAAUGAUGUUCUAAAGACAAAGAUCGAAAAACGAAGUAUUCAGUUAUUGUUGAAUUGCCAAGUAAAGUACGAAUAAAUAAACGUAAAUUAUUUGUAAAAAUGAUAAA
Drosophila suzukii is the source of this 772-nucleotide messenger RNA. Lineage: Eukaryota; Metazoa; Arthropoda; Insecta; Diptera; Drosophilidae. The record is from RefSeq and is a predicted model, not a curated record.